AUGUCCGACUUUGUGCUGGACCGCGUUUUGUAUGAAGAUCCACGGGCUAAAACCGCGAAUUUACUGGGCACAUGUACCACGAAUGAUGUUCUAGAAAGGGCACUCUUGCUACUAGAAAAGACUCACUACACGCCCACUUUUUUAUCAUCGCUUCGACUUUCCACCACAUUUCCGCGAAGAGAGACGAUCGGACGCAAUGAUAUCUACACGUGGAUGUUUGGAUGGGAUCGUGACGGACACGAUGCACCGACCAAAAUGACACUCAUUUGUCCUGCGACGGAUGACUUGAUUGCCAAAUACUCUGCCCCUCAUCGGCGCAUGAUGAUCGAGACGCCUCAUAUGUAUCAGGCAGUGACACGGCCUUGGAUCGAAUCGCUUCCCGCCUCGAAAACAACAUGGGUGCAGAACAUUCUUCAAGGAAUCUCGGAGACGGAGUCAGUGCUGUACUCAGACCCCGACCCCAAGACUGGCUUCGUUAUUCUGCCCGACAUGAAAUGGGAUCGACGCACCCUGUCAUCUUUGUAUCUUAUGGCGAUUGUCCGCGAUGGUUCCUUGGUCACGCUGCGUGAUCUUACGAAGCAGCACGUUCCUCUGUUGCGCAAAAUUCAGCAGGCUGGUCAAAAGGUGGCACAUGAAGUAUAUGGCCUUUCCGAAUCGACCGACUCAACUUCGCCUCUCCGGUGCUUUGUACACUAUAUGCCCACGUAUUUCCACCUGCACGUCCACAUGCUCUCUGCCAAUUUUGUUUCGCAUCCAGGCUCCUUGGUAGGCCAGGCGCAUCUUUUGGACGAUGUGAUUGAUCUGCUCGAACUAGGUGUCGAUUUCCGGCAGCGCACGUUGAGCUACGCAUUGGCUGAGGGCCAUGCCUUACUGCGACGCUGGCAAGAGGAGGGAUAUGCUCAGUUUGAUGCGAUUAUGUAG
Malassezia restricta is the source of this 921-nucleotide messenger RNA. Its product is annotated as m7GpppX diphosphatase. The coding region runs from base 1 to 921 and encodes 306 amino acids. NCBI's taxonomy places the organism in Eukaryota, Fungi, Basidiomycota, Malasseziomycetes, Malasseziales, Malasseziaceae. Gene Ontology annotation, cellular component: nucleus; P-body. Gene Ontology annotation, biological process: deadenylation-dependent decapping of nuclear-transcribed mRNA. The transcript has a single exon. The record is from RefSeq and is a predicted model, not a curated record. Gene Ontology annotation, molecular function: hydrolase activity; RNA 7-methylguanosine cap binding.